AUGUCUGUAACUGCUGCAGUUCCUCUCCAGUUCCCAGAAGGUAUCAGAGUUCUUGCAGUUGAUGAUGAUCAGACUUGUCUUCAAAUAAUGGGAAGAAUGCUUGAGCGUUGCAUGUAUAAAGUUACCAAAUGUAGGAAUGCGGAGGAGGCACUGUCCCUGCUAAGGGAAGAUAGCAGUAGGUUUGAUAUUGUUCUAAGUGAUUUGCAUAUGCCUGAUAUUAGUGGACUUAAGCUUCUUGAGAUCAUUGGAUUGGAGAUGGACAUGCCUGUUGUUAUGAUGUCUUCGGAUGAGAAAAGGGAAACUAUCAUGAAGGGUAUCAUUCAUGGUGCCUGUGACUAUUGGGUUAAACCGGUUAGGAUGGAUGCAAUUCAGCUGGUAUGGCAGCAUGUGAUUCGGAAAAGAAGGAAUGGAUUGAAGGAAAUGGAGCAUGCAAUGGAGGAUGAUGUAGAGGGUGGGAAUGAAGAGGGCAGUAGAAGCAUGAAGAGGAAAAAAGAUAGGGAGGAUGAAGGAGAAUCCAGGAAUGCUAUGCCAACAACGGUAAAGAAGCCUAGGAUGGUUUGGACACCAGCCCUCCAUCAACAGUUUGUGGCAGCUGUGAAUCAACUGGGCUAUUCUAAGGCAGUUCCAAAGAAAAUCCUAGAGCAAAUGAAUCUUCCUGGUCUUACUAGAGAAAAUGUUGCCAGCCACCUUCAGAAAUUUCGCCUUUAUCUCAGCAGGGUAAGUGAGAUUUCACAGGGUCCCGAAAAGACAUAUAUGAAUCCAGCUUCUUUAAAUGGCUGCAACCCCCAACUUAAUGUGGUUGGUGAAGUCCCACUGCAAGGUCUCACCAGGGAAGGAACCUCUAGGACUCCCAUGGCUUUUGUAGAUCAAAGGAACCUUUUCCACUAUGGAGUGGGGCAACAAGCUUGCAAUAGCAGUAAACAAGCGAAGUUGCUUCAUGAAGUUCCAGCCAAUAUGCUGCAGCAACCUGCUCAAAUGUAUAGGAGCCUGGAUUUUCAAGUUAGUGAAGGAACUCCAAGAUCUCUAAACUUACCAGCUGCUAAUGACGAUAGUGUUUAUGGAAGCCAGAGUAGCUUUUCUACGAUGCAGAUGGCUCAAACCCCAUAUGGCAUGCCAAUGCUGAAUGAAAUUUCAGGUCAUCAGCAUUUUGGGCAUCACCCUUUGUCCAAUCAAAUUCUUUCUAAUGAUAUUGAAGCCCAGGCUCUGAGGACAGUUGGGAAUCCCAUAGAAAGUAAUGCUGCAGCAUGCUAUCCUCUAGCUUCUCCAAUGGUUGAUUUUUCAAAAGACCAUAGCCAUGGCUUCCAUCUUGAGAUGAAUGCUAUCUAUGGAAAUGCUUCUUCUGUUGGCCAGGGAAUGGUCUCCCUUGGUGAAGAAUAUGGAUAUAGGAACCCGGAAAAUAUUGCUCAACCUGGAAACAACCUCUUGGUUGAUGAUUCUUUUAGGAUGAAGCCUGAAAGUAUGCCUAGGCCGGGCUGUAAGUCUUUAUCUUUUGGCCAACACUUUGACCACGGAUUCAUGUCCUGA
This is a messenger RNA of Vitis vinifera (wine grape), 1524 nucleotides long. RefSeq names its product two-component response regulator ARR1. Gene Ontology annotation, biological process: phosphorelay signal transduction system; cytokinin-activated signaling pathway. NCBI's taxonomy places the organism in Eukaryota, Viridiplantae, Streptophyta, Magnoliopsida, Vitales, Vitaceae. Gene Ontology annotation, molecular function: DNA binding. The transcript is spliced from 5 exons. The record is from RefSeq and is a predicted model, not a curated record. The coding region runs from base 1 to 1524 and encodes 507 amino acids.